This is a messenger RNA of Dichomitus squalens LYAD-421 SS1, 1890 nucleotides long. RefSeq lists its product as uncharacterized. The transcript has 6 exons. Lineage: Eukaryota; Fungi; Basidiomycota; Agaricomycetes; Polyporales; Polyporaceae. Gene Ontology annotation, molecular function: glucan endo-1,3-alpha-glucosidase activity. The record is from RefSeq and is a predicted model, not a curated record. The coding region runs from base 1 to 1890 and encodes 629 amino acids.
AUGCUCGUAUCGGCCUCCUACCGCGGUCCCUAUCAGGCCGGCAGGCCUAGCCUCACCACCCUCCUCGGCGCGUCCAUCCUCGUCUCGCUUCUCGGCGCACGCAGGCCCUUCCCGGUCGCUCUGGCACAGACCCAGAGCGCCAACGACUCGGUGGCCGAUCAGUGGCUCCACGAGCUGUACAGCGUCUUCGGUAUCGGGCCUGGGGGCUCCACGACGCCCGUCUCGAGGAGCGCGACGGAGACGUCGGCGGAGUCGGCGAGUUCUGUGUCUGGCUCAUCGGCGAUUACUACGACCUCUGUGCUUGCAGAUGGUACUACAGAGAGCUUUACCUCGACGAGCGGGAAUCUCAUCUCGACAAGCGGGAACCUUACCUUGACGACUGAACGCCCCGCCUCGACGACCGAAAGUUUGAGCUCGACGGUCUCCUCCCAAGUCCCUGCGCAAACUCAAUGCAGUCGAGCGGCGAGCGGAAUCAUUCCCAAUGGUACCUCGUCCACUAAUGGAACCAGCGUCCAGGACCGCGCCGUGUUCGCGAACUUCGUAGUCCGGAAUGCGGAGACGUACACGGUAGACUGCUGGACCGAAGACAUUCAGCUGGCGGCCUCGGCCGGAUUCGAUGCGUUCGCACUCAGCGUAGGCAACGGGACUGGCGAGUCCCAGCAAGUCGCAAACGCGUUCGAGGCCGUCUCCAGCUUCAACUCCAAUCUGACGAACAGCACUUCUGAGUCGGCCUUCAAGCUUUUCCUCUCGUUCAACAUGACCUCCCUCCCGUGCUCGAGCGCACAGGACGCCCUUGUCCUUCAGGAAUACAUCGAGACGUAUGCCAACGCUACGAACUACUACAGAUACAACGACAGUAUGCUCGUGUCGACGUUCGUCGGGGAGGACUGUACGUUUGGACAAGGCUCUGUGGACGACGGGUGGAAGUUCGCAUUCAGGUCAGGAAACGGCUCGACGAUUAUUCCCGACGUAUGGUUCGUCCCCGCAUUCCGGGGCGCAGCGGAUGCUUUGUCGAACACGACUGUCGUCGACGGAGCGUUCAAUUGGGAUUCCGCAUGGUCUAAUGCGACGAGCUUCGAUGGCGAUCAGUCGUAUAUCUCCCAUCUAGGAAAUAGGACGUACAUGGCCGCAGUCUCCCUAUGGUCAUUUACGAACGAUGGAAGCAACAAUGCCACUUGGUGUAGAGCAGGCUGGUUCUUCGGGGACCGUUGGAACACGCUCAUCGAGAAUCGCGCCAGCGUUCCACUGGUACAAGUCGUAACAUGGAAUGAGCCACUCGGCGAUUCAUAUAUCGGACCUUUUAACCUGUCAACGACGCACCCACUCAGCCCGAACACCACAGAGCACUCAAGUCGCCGGCGCUCGUUGACGAGGCGGGGAGAUACUGGGCAAGGCAUCCUAGCACGGAUCGCACCUUUGAUGGCCUACUACAUCAUCGGCUUCAAGACCGGCUCCUACCCAUCCGUGACACAAGACAUGAUUUUUCCCUGGACGAGCCUUUCCCCGAAGAGUGACAACUGUUCACAAGCCUGCUGCGAUAGCGAAUGGAUCCAAGGACAACUGUGGGCAUAUGCGCUCCUACCGGCUCCCGCGAAUGUGACCCUGUCUUGUGGCGCAUCCUCAAACAGCACUUCCUCAAAUAGCACUUCAGCCCCCUCAGGCCUUUCCGGCAUCGAGCUCUCUCUCCCGCUAGACGGCUGCAAGAUUCAAGUGGGGAUCACAAGAAACUCGACGAGUUCCGUAAACCUAACGCAGCAUGAAGAGUUACUAGGCAAGAAAAAUGUCCCUGGUUGGGCUCUGUACGAGGGAAACAAGUCAGAGGGUCUGACAGUCAUCGUACCAGCCAUUUCUAUGAGCCAGAAGCCGCAGAGCGUUUUCGCUGGUACUUAA